Molecule: messenger RNA, 1473 nt
Organism: Penicillium soppii
Lineage: Eukaryota; Fungi; Ascomycota; Eurotiomycetes; Eurotiales; Aspergillaceae
Product: putative rhamnogalacturonase
Exons: 7
Coding region: 1-1473 (490 amino acids)
Biological process (GO): carbohydrate metabolic process
Molecular function (GO): polygalacturonase activity
Source: RefSeq, a predicted model, not a curated record
AUGAAGUUCAACAGCCUUCCUCUGCUAUCCUUGUUGUCGCAAUUGACCGCGGGCCAACUUAUUGGCCCUGUUGGUCCGACGACUCAUCUGAAAGAUAAAACAAUUGAAUGCAACAUUCUUGAUUAUGGCGCUGUUGCUGAUAACAAGACAGACAUAGCCACGGCGCUGGAGACUGUCUUUUCAGACUGUGUUCAAAAGCAUCCGGGUAGCCGCCUGGUUGUACCGGAGGGAGAAUAUUUGAUCGAGCGAGGUGUGACGCUCAGCAAUGGCACCAACUGGGCCUUCCAACUAGAUGGGCUUAUCACAGCUGCAUAUGGCGGUGACUGGAACAUUGAGCGUGAGUUGAUCCUCCAAGGGUUUGCAGGCACAGAGAUCCUCAACGCAACUAUCAAUGGCGAGGGUGAUUCUAAGUUCUUGCUAGAUGUCCUUGUUAUUGUGAAUGCCGUGGAUUUCGAAUUUUAUUCUUCCAAUGGCAAAGGCGCCUUUCAAGGACAGGGCUAUCUUUAUCGAAACCUCAACAAUACGGACCGUCCACGUUUGGUGCGUUUGAUUUCACCGACCAACGCCUCAGUCCAUGACUUGAUUCUAGUCGACAGCCCCAAGUUUCACAUUAUCCUCGACUUUGCCGUCAAUGUCGAGGCUUACCAUCUGACUAUCCGUGGAGCAAACUUGGGUAGCUAUGAUGGUAUUGAUGCCAUUGGAACAAACUAUUGGAUCCACGAUAAUGAGGUCACCAAUCGUGAUGAGUGUGUUUCGGUGAAAAGCCCCUCUCAUCAUGCUUUGGUCGAAAAUUUGGUUUGCAAUCAAGCAGGCUCGGGCAUAUCUAUUGGAAGUUUGAACGUAUCUGCCGAAAUAUCCAACAUUGAAGCACGGAAUAUCAGUAUUAUCCAAGGAAACAACGUUGCCUUUAUCAAAACAUAUCCUGGCGGGUCAGGAUACGUUACAAAUAUCACUUUUUCUAACUUCCGUUCUUUGGCAAGUCUGUACGGCUUGGAUAUCAACCAAUACUGGCAAAAUACCUUUGAGCCUGACACCGGUGCUGUUGCACUGAGUAACUUGGUUUUUAGAAAUUUCUCUGGUUCUGUCGCCGAUGGAGCAAAGCGCCCUCCUCUGUACCUCAUUGCGAAUGAUCUAACGUUUGCUACCAAUGUCACUGUUGAGGAUUUCACAAUUUGGACAGAAUCGGGUACUUCAGUUGUGAACAAAAUCAGCAACAUCUUUGGUGCUGGAGAUGACAGCUAUGGCUCAACUGAUGGUAUCAAGUCUCUAGGUGAAGGAGAGUCCCCCUCACCUUAUACCAGCACCUAUACUAUUACCGCAUCUCCGACAAAUUGGCAAGCCCCCACCACUCCUACGUGGGCUGUGCCUAGUACUGGCUAUGGAACGGCAUCCCCCAUUCCGGUGUACAGUCCAGCUCCUUUGUGGCGCCCAGGUGGUGUCGAUUAUGAUUUGCACUACUGGGGAAGCUUCUAA